UUGUACUUGAGUUUUAAUAAGAUAGAUAACCAUAUGCUCAUCAUCUUUUCACUUCAUCAAAAAUCAAAAGGUACCUCUCUCAAACUCUCUUGCUUUCUCAAAUUUUCAAUAUUUUCGAACCAUUCUACUACUGUAUUGUCUGUGAUUUCUUCAAUGUACUCAAGUUCUUCAUCUGUUCUUCGCCAAAAAUGUCUUUGAUCCGCAAAUGUUUGACCAAAGAAAAAUAAAUUGUUCCUGCACCGAAGUCAGCAUCAGAUGAAUCUGUAUAUUUAGUCAUGCCGUUCCGUUGAUCAGAGGCCUUCCAUUGCACUGAGAGACACAACUACUCUUGACUCGGCUCAGCUUCAUUUGGAUCAAUUUUCUGAAGACGCAAUCCAUCAAGAUCGUGAGGGUCAUGAAGACAUUGUCUCCACGGGUGUUAUGGUUAAAAAUGGAAUUGGCGAAAAGAGAGUUGUUGAUCAUGAAACCACCAAAAGUGGAGUUGAUACAUGAGAGAACAACAUAUAUGCUGAAGAAUAUGAAUCGUCUUUAGAGGAAUAUCUUAUGUUAGUCAGCACUCAGCAGAGGAGGAAGUUAUGUUCUUCCAUACGCAAUCCUAAAACCCUCAAUUUUAUCAUAUCGGGUUGGCGGGUACCAAUUCCAUCCAGACCCACUCGCCCCACAUAAAUUAAACUCAACUCACACUCGCGUCCACAGUUCAAAUAUUACGCAUCUGUCGACAUGCGCCCGCCUACAGUGGUUUAAACAAAGUUGGUCCCCGAGUUAUGACUCAAAUUCCCAUCUCUACAUCUACCUUAAUGAAUGUAGGGUCAUAGUGAUAGAAGGAGUGAUUUCCAUUUUCAUGUUUUGUCCUCCUAUGUUUUGUCCACUCUUGUCUUCUCCAUGUUCCCAGAUUUUUUAUUUGGUACGGUAGAAAAGAAUUUCUUCAUUCUCAUACCACGGGAGCUUUCAAAACAAAAAGAUUUCAUAUAUCAAUUACCUUGUUCUAUCUGGGAUACAAAUGUUAAGCUCUAAAGCUCUUGCUAUUUCAGAAAUGCCUUCGUUAUUAGUAUUUACCAAGGUUACAUAAUCAUCUUUACGUCCUCUUUAUUCAUUGUAAGUGCAUCACCAUCAUCUUGUGAUUGAGUAUGGUCUAAUGUGCUUGAUUCAAACUAUUCUUGCAGUUAUUUUAAAAUGACAUUAGGCAUUAGCUAUAGCAUUACAAAAUCUCAGUAAACUCCAAAAGAGCAAGAAAUAAUGAAUCUACUCGAUUUUUUUUUGGUUUGCUAGUUUCUAAUGGACACAAGUUGUUGUUUUGCUAAGAAUGUUAAAUUUCAUUUAAAAUGAAUGAAGGUUACACUUUUGUACCUAAAACAAAAGAAACCAUGGCAAAAAGAUAAAAACAAGUUGUUUUGCUAAAAAAUACUAGGAUGUUUUGAAAGUUUCCCCUAUUAGAGAGUACACACCAAGAAUGAAUGUGUUGUCCUUUUAGACACUUUUGUUUGCUCUUGGGAAAAUCUUUCUAACGUGUAUUAUGGUCAAUAUUUCUAACGUACAUUACACUUUUGAAUGGAGCAUAUUUAUCUCAUUAACCAUCCUCCAUUCAUUUUAUGUAUUAAAGUUAUGGUGUAUGAUCAGAGUCAAAUCCUUUUUUUAUUUAUAAGAAGACCCUUGAUUUUUAUUUACAUUUUUUUUUCUGAACGAAGACGCUUGGUUACAGCUAGAAACACAGCCUUGUGAUUUUAUAUAUUACUAUCGAUUUAUUAAGUUUAUAUUCACCACAUACAUUAGUAUUUUAAUUUAUAAACUCCCUUGUUUUUCUAUAUUCAGAACAACAUGCUAAUCACUAAACCGUAUAUGAUAAGGAUCUUAGAUUGCAAGUUGUUUAAAAAAAAAAAAAGGCUGAUGUUAUCCGUAAUCUAAUUAUAAAGCGAUAAUUGCUUAAAUAAUAUGUCUUCCUAAUUUAAUUGGUGAAGCCGGAAUAAAAAGUCAACCAUAAACCCAUCUUCCUCCUUUUAAUAGAAACACAGGAGACGGCCUUUCUUCGCACGUCUCUCUCUUUCUAAACUCUGUCAACAUGUCAGCAGCUCUAACUUGCUCUGCCGCCGACCUCUCCUCCCUGCUCGGUCCCAACGCCACCGCAGCAGCGGAAUACAUCUGCGGCCAACUAGGCACUGUUAACAACAGAUUCACCGAUGCAGCCUUUGCCAUAGACAACACCUACCUUCUCUUCUCAGCUUACCUCGUAUUCUCCAUGCAGCUAGGCUUCGCGAUGCUCUGUGCUGGCUCCGUUAGAGCCAAGAAUACGAUGAACAUCAUGCUCACCAAUGUCCUUGACGCUGCAGCCGGAGGACUCUUUUACUAUCUUUUUGGUUACGCCUUUGCCUUUGGCGGAUCGUCCGAAGGAUUCAUCGGAAGACACAACUUUGCUCUUAAAGACUUUCCAACUCUCACCUCCGACUACUCUUUCUUUCUCUACCAAUGGGCAUUCGCAAUAGCAGCAGCUGGAAUCACCAGUGGGUCCAUCGCUGAGAGGACUCAGUUUGUGGCUUACUUGAUAUACUCUUCUUUUUUAACCGGAUUUGUUUAUCCGGUUGUCUCUCAUUGGUUCUGGUCACCAGACGGAUGGGCCAGUCCGUUCCGUUCACCAGAAGACCGUUUGUUUGGCACCGGAGCCAUAGAUUUUGCUGGCUCCGGUGUUGUUCACAUGGUUGGUGGCAUAGCGGGACUAAUGGGUGCUCUUAUCGAAGGUCCUAGACGUGGCCGGUUCGAGAAAAGUGGUCGUGCUAUAGCUCUACGUGGCCAUUCUGCUUCCCUUGUUGUCUUAGGGACAUUCCUCCUUUGGUUCGGUUGGUAUGGUUUCAACCCUGGUUCCUUCGCAAAGAUCCUCGUUCCGUACGAGUCUGGUUCGAGCUACGGCCAAUGGAGCGGAAUAGGCAGGACGGCGGUUACGACCACGCUUGCUGGAUCCACCGCGGCUCUAACCACACUAUUCGGAAAACGUCUCCUCUCUGGUCAUUGGAAUGUAACUGACGUAUGCAAUGGCUUGCUUGGUGGGUUCGCGGCGAUAACCGGGGGUUGCUCUGUGGUGGAGCCGUGGGCUGCGAUUGUCUGUGGUUUUGUGGCUGCCCUCGUCCUCAUCGGAUGCAACAAGCUCGCAGAGAUGGUGCAAUACGAUGAUCCCCUCGAGGCGGCGCAACUACACGGAGGAUGCGGCGCGUGGGGGCUUAUAUUCGUGGGACUUUUUGCAAAGGAGAAGUAUGUGAACGAGGUUUACGGCGCGGCACCUGGAAGGCCAUACGGACUGUUUAUGGGCGGAGGAGGGAAGCUGUUGGGAGCACAGUUUGUUCAAAUACUUGUGAUUGCAGGAUGGGUUAGUGCUACCAUGGGAACACUCUUCUUCAUCCUCAAGAAGCUUGACCUGCUUAGGAUCUCGGAGAAGGAUGAGAUGGCCGGAAUGGAUAUGACACGUCACGGUGGUUUUGCUUAUAUGUACUAUGAUAAUGAUGACGAGUCUCACAGGGCCACUCAGCUCCAAAGAGUUGAACCUUGAUCUCCUUUACCCUCGCUCGGCUACUCAUUCUCGCUUUAAUUUUCAAGCUUUCUAAUAAUUUAUAUCUUUUUAGUAUUUAUGGGGUUAUUGAUAUUGUGUGAUCUAUCUCUGUGUUAUGUGUGUUUCAAGGUGAGACAGUUGACAAAAAUUACAUGUCAUAUAUAGUUUAUGAUAUUUGAAAAUCGUUUUCAGUUGAUUACAUA
Brassica rapa (field mustard) is the source of this 3735-nucleotide messenger RNA. RefSeq names its product ammonium transporter 1 member 3-like. Gene Ontology annotation, cellular component: plasma membrane. NCBI's taxonomy places the organism in Eukaryota, Viridiplantae, Streptophyta, Magnoliopsida, Brassicales, Brassicaceae. Gene Ontology annotation, molecular function: ammonium channel activity. Gene Ontology annotation, biological process: ammonium transmembrane transport; ammonium homeostasis. The record is from RefSeq and is a predicted model, not a curated record.